GUUUCAUUCAAAGAAAUAAGCUCUGACCGAACAGACGUAUCUUGUUUUAUUGUUGUUGUUGUUGUUGUUGUUGUCGAGCGGGUAUAUAGCUAAGGAUCGGAGAUGCAUGUCAAUCACAAGAAGAAGACACGUCAACGUAAUCGACCCAGAAAUAAAUGCAAUCGUAGCGAUGAUACGAAAGAAGAUGAAAGUAUGCCCGAGAGUCCUUCAGUGCCGUGCACUCUGCAGGAUAAGCCUCAGGCUGCUGAUCCCUCGGAUGCCAUCUACUUGAUACAGCAGCUGCUGCGCAAGAAACUGUUGAACAAGAAGAACACAGCAGCAACACUAAGUUCGACACCUAAAAAAGUAGUGACACCUUCCACUCCCACGCCCAAAAAAGUGACUGCUCCCUCAGUGAUUUCCUCGAGCUCAGCAGCGAAAAAGUUGACUGCACCCAAGGAUGAUACAAGUGAUGAAGUGAAUGCGCUGUUGAAAUGCUUGGGCAGCAAAUUGCAAAAAGGUGCUGGUGGGGAACUACCGGAGGCGCUUUUCAGCAAGCUGGGCAAAAUGUUUAGUGCAGAGCCUUUGACGGACACCACAUCGGAUGACGAGGAGGCCGAAUACAUUGAGUACAUAUACAAGCCGCGGCAAUAUUUCAUGGCAUCGCUGUGCAACUACUGCAAGUCGGAUCUUUGCGGUCAUCCGGCGCUUCCCUGCAAGGGCUGCGGCCUCGUCUUCUACUGCAGCGUUGGGCACAUGCGUGAUGAUCAGGAGCAUCGCCAGCUUUGCUAUGGACUGCAUCAGCUGGUGGAACGCAAUGGACACGACGUUUUCUACAAAAGCGGCGACUUUAGUCCCGAGCAGUUUCGCUCCUAUCGCAUUGUGUGCAUCCGGCAAUUAGAGCAGCUAAUCAAUCGCACUUUAACUGCCACGGAGCAGGAGGUUCUGCUCUUUCCCUUCAUCUGCAACGAUGCCAAAUGCAGGGAACAUCGCUAUAAGUGUUUGAUGCCGUGUGGUCGUUGUGGCGAGAUUGCAUACUGUAAGGACAAGGCGAAUCAUCUGAGUGCUGGUCAUGCAGCCUGGUGCGAAUCGUACAAGCUCUUUAAGACAUUUGUAAUGCGACAGGCGAAAUUUGGACGUCUCGAGCCAGCAUUGCCCUACGAAGUGCUGCGGGAGACGCCAGUGAACUGCUCCAACACUAGGCAGAUCUUGAAGAAACUCAAGUUCAAUGUCACCGAUGCUUGCGAAUUGGCUGCACUUACUCAAAUAUCCACGGGACCCUUGACCGCCUUCUACGCGUUGAAGCUGUGUGAUCGUCUCAAGGCGGAGCAGCUAACGAUUCAUUUGGUUGGUGCGGAAAUGGAGUUUGAAGUGGAUGUCUUUCAGAAGUGGGAGAUCUUUUUGCUUCAUAUUCUGCCAGCUGUGAAGACAUUAAGUGUGGUCUUUGUGGGACCAGAACUCAACUCUAGCAAGGUUUCUUUUGAGCAGCUCUCAAAGAUUAAAUGUUGUCGCUUGUGCCGCAAAGCGGAACGCACAGUGGAAUAUUACUUCGAGAAUCGUCUUUAUCACGACUAUUGUGCGCUGCCUAGUUUUAAAACUCCAGACUUGGUUUGCUUCUUUAAUGCGGGACUUUAUCGUGCCACUGGCUAUGCAUUGGAGGACACUUGGCCGGAUACUAUACAAGCCGCUUUGAAUCUAAAAUGUCCCAUGGUAACCACUUCUUACACUAAAUACGAGGCUCCGCUGGACAUGAAAGAAUUUUUGAAUCAAUCCAAUCGGCAUUUGAACGUUGUUCUGCCACCGACCACAAAUCCAUUCGGAUCGGAAAAACCAGAACGCAAUUUUAUUUCCGACGAUGAUGCUCCUUUGAUGUUCAAGAAUUAUCAAUGUUUUGUUAUUGAUUAAGUAUUAGAGAAUUUUAAAAUUUGAAAUAAACAAACAGUUUUCCGUU
Messenger RNA from Drosophila nasuta, 1930 nucleotides. RefSeq lists its product as uncharacterized. The transcript has 7 exons. The record is from RefSeq and is a predicted model, not a curated record. Lineage: Eukaryota; Metazoa; Arthropoda; Insecta; Diptera; Drosophilidae. Bases 103 to 1884 code for a protein of 593 amino acids.